Colletotrichum godetiae is the source of this 1009-nucleotide messenger RNA. RefSeq lists its product as uncharacterized. Lineage: Eukaryota; Fungi; Ascomycota; Sordariomycetes; Glomerellales; Glomerellaceae. The coding region runs from base 255 to 869 and encodes 204 amino acids. The record is from RefSeq and is a predicted model, not a curated record. The transcript has a single exon.
CAGCGCCUGAAGUGUGUAUGGCCUAGCGGAGGAAGGUGAUGCCUGGGAUCGGCAGAGAACGCGAGUUCGAAUUUGGUGGCCCUAUAUAAAGUCAUGGCAGCUCAUUUUUCGGUCUCCCUUUUCUUUCUCACCCACCUCAACCCCCCUUAGACUCCCAGGUCGUUGAGAAGAGGUUAUGUGGUAUUGGAUUUGCCAUUAUUUUCCGUACAUGUAUUUCGCAUCUAGGCAAUAGGCAGCACGGCGUUCUUCAUGGAAUGGUCAAGUCGGUCCUCGGAACAUCAAAAAGUUUUCUGGUUUUAGAAAAGCACAAUGGAAAGCCCCAAGGCACUUUAAAGGGCUCACAAGAAAGAGAAAGACGAAAAAGGAUAAGAAGUAGUGCUAAUACUCGAUCCCUUUCUCAAACUCUUCCAACCUCUUUUUAUAAAGUGAACAGGUAUCACACACUGGCAAAGUAUAGAAUAAAAUUGUUCCUCUUCUUUCACAUCCAUUACUGCUACCAUGAUUCAAUACUACCUUGGCUCAACCUAUGUCUGUUAUCUGCCUUUCUUUUGUUUGUACAAAACGCCAUUGCCUGCUGUGUGACUUUUAUGUCAUGGUGCCCAAAUGUUAUUGAAAGAACCCAAUGCCUGUCCGUUGGGAAUGCCAUGCCGCCGCCCUCCUAUUCCCCUAGAAAGAAAAAAGAAAGAAAAAAGAUGACACAUUGGCCUAGGUACAGCUUUCACUUGACCACAACCAGUUUUCUUUUCCAUGACCGAAAAUAUCCACAUUAUAAUCAUAACAAAACACCUAAACAAAACCAAAGUAUCCGAGAGAGAGAUACUUUGCUUGCUAUGGGUGGGGGGGCUGCUGAUUCCCUUCCAGAACGUUGAAAAAUGCAAUGUGCCUGCUUAUACAUACAAAGUCGGGUGCCUCUUCACUCCGACUUGUUCGCUCGGUCGACGCCUGCCCUCCAUCAGAUGUCGCACACUCUGGGUAUCCCUUGCUCUCAAAUACCACGUCUCAAGCCUGA